Molecule: messenger RNA, 2165 nt
Organism: Cucumis melo (muskmelon)
Lineage: Eukaryota; Viridiplantae; Streptophyta; Magnoliopsida; Cucurbitales; Cucurbitaceae
Product: probable L-gulonolactone oxidase 6
Exons: 4
Coding region: 174-1964 (596 amino acids)
Cellular component (GO): membrane
Molecular function (GO): FAD binding; D-arabinono-1,4-lactone oxidase activity
Source: RefSeq, a predicted model, not a curated record
UUCAUUAAAAUUUUGUGUAGGCCAGGUUUAGGCAGAGAGAAGUUGGGGAUAUUAAUGGAUCGGUGAAGCUUUAAUAAGUAAACUGCUUUCUCUUGUGUUAUAUAUAUAAACUAAAGUCGGUAAGAGAAGGGGGUGUCCUGAAGCUGUGCGAAAACUUAAGUCCUACGUACACUAUGCGCCGGUGGUGGUGGUGGUCCUCUUAUUGCGUUGGCAUCUGCUCGACCUCGGCCGUUUUCAUGUUUCUUGUUCUUGUUUCCGAAUGCAGUCCUCCGGAGGAUCCCAUCAAAUGCGGAUCCGUAUCCCCAAAUAAAUACGCCAAUUGUACCAUCACAAAUUCCUACGGCGCGUUUCCGGACCGAAGCAUCUGCCGCGUGGCGGAGGUGAUAUACCCAACCACAGAGGCGGAGGUGAUGUUGGCGGUGGCAGCGGCGACGAGAGGCUUGAGGAAAAUGAAGGUGGGGACUCGGUUUUCUCACAGCAUUCCAAAGCUGGCAUGUCCGGAGGGGGAGGAGGGGGUGGUUAUAAGCACAAAGUACUUGAACAGAACUGUGAAAGUGGACGUUGAGGGAAUGAGCAUAAGCGUGGAAGGGGGAGCCACGCUUAGGCAGAUCAUAGAGGAUGCUGCGACGGCUGGGCUGGCGCUGCCUCAUACUCCUUACUGGUGGGGGCUCACCAUCGGAGGUCUCCUAAGCACCGGGGCUCAUGGGAGCUCACUAUGGGGCAAAGGCAGCUCAGUCCACGACUACGUUGUGGCGGUUAAAAUGGUAAGUCCCGGUGGUUCCGAAGAUGGAUACGCCAAACUACGGACCAUUCUACCUGAUGACCAAAACCAUCUCAACGCUGCCAAAGUUUCUUUGGGAGUUCUUGGAGUUAUUACACAGGUAACUCUGAAAUUACAACCUAUGUUCAAGCGAUCCAUCACGUAUUUGAAAAGGGAUGACAAGGAUUUGGGGGAUGAAGUACUUAGGUUUGGGAAACAUUACGAAUUUGGAGAUAUGACUUGGUAUCCAAGCCAUCGAAAAGUUGUGUAUCGCAUAGACACCCGCGUUCCGUCCAAUACCUCCGGUAAUGGCGUCUACGACUUUAUCCCAUUUCGCCCCACACCUUCCAUAGGCUUGGCACUUAUUCGAGCCUCAGAGGAGGAGCAAGAAUCAAGGCGUGAUGCAGCUGCCAAGUGUUCAAGUGGAAACCUAAUUACGUCCACUCUUUCACUAUUGGCUUACGGAUUAACCAACAAUGGCAUCACAUUUCUGAAAUAUCCUGUGAUUGGGUAUAACAAUCGACUUCAGUCCUCUGGAAGUUGCCUAGACAGCCUCAAUGAUUUGAGAAUAACGACAUGCCCUUGGGAUCCUUCGAUCAAAGGAGAGUUCUUCCAUCAAACAGCCAUUAGCAUUGAGUUGACAAUGGUCAAAAGUUUCAUCGAAGAUGUCCAGAGACUUGCUGAGUUGGAGCCAAUGGCAUUCUGUGGUCUCGAGCUCUACAACGGCAUCCUCAUGCGAUAUGUUAGAGCCUCCACCGCCUACUUAGGGAAGCAACAAGAUGGCGUUGACUUUGACUUCACAUAUUACAGAAGCAGAGACCCGAUGAGUCCAAGGCUUUUCGAGGACGUGAUAGAGGAGGUGGAGCAAAUGGCAGUGUUCAAAUAUGGAGGCAUUCCCCAUUGGGGAAAGAACAGGAACGUAGCAUUUCAUCAAGUAUUUCACAAAUACAGAGAUAGAGAAAAGUUUUUGAAGAUUAUGAAGGAAUAUGAUCCCCAUGGGUUGUUCUCAAAUGAGUGGACAGAUCAAAUCCUUGGAGUGGAAGGAACAGUGAUUAUAUACAAAGAUGGUUGUGCGUUGGAAGGACUUUGCAUAUGCUCUCAACACAAUCAUUGUGCCCCAAGUAAGGGCUACUUUUGUAGGGCUGGCAGAAUUUACAAGGAUGCUAGAGUUUGUUCUUAUUUACAAUCACCCAAUCAUUCUUAAUUAAUUACCGAACUUAUGAUAUAUAUAUUAUGUACACAUAGCCGGCAAUAUGUCAAUAUGAUAUGUAAGACCUUGUUUACACUAAUUAUUCAUUAGGUAAUUUUUGUUUUCAAUAAUACUAUGAUACAUCUAAGAUAACAUCCAUCUUUACGCAGUCUCACUAUUUUAUUAAAUUAUAAGUCAUAUGACAAAUGUGAUCUA